AUUUUCACAUCCCUAUAAACAGCACGUGUAUAAAAAGAAUUGCUGUUUAUAUUCUCCUCAAAAUGGAUGUUGUCAAAGAAGUUUUAGCCAAACACCAAAAGGAGUUGGAAAAAUACAAACCAAUUACAGUAGAGAAGCACCUGGAAUGCCGCCUGGAUGUGGGAACACUACUGAUUACAGAUCCCAACGACUUUGAUGACCGGGAACUCAGGGACAACAGAGAGGAGUACUUGACUGCCCUCACCCGAGAAAACACCCAGCUGCUGCUCAAUGCCAUUUGGGAGUUGCCCACCGAGCGUGUGGAUGAGAGCAUUGUAGCCAAGCUGCCGGAACCAACCACAGUCCUGCCGCGUCUUCGUAAAGUACCUGGCCCGCGUCCACUCACCAAAUGGGAGAAGUUUGCCAAGGAGAAGGGCAUCACCAAGAAGAAGCGCGACAAGAAGACCUACGAUGAAACGCUGGAUAAAUGGGUGCCCACAUAUGGCUUCAAGCAUGUCGAGGCUGAGAAGAGCAAGGACUGGGUCCUGGAGGUGCCUCAGAAUGCGGAUCCCAACACAGACAUGUUCCAAAAGAAGAUUGAUUUGCGCAACGAGAAGGUGGCCAAGAACGAAAUCCAGCGAAUGAAGAACAUUGUGCGGGCCAGGAAGGUCGAUAUGCCGCGCAGUGGUUAUCUGGGUCCUGAAGCUGCCUCGUCCAGUCAGCUGCUGACGGCGGUUACCGUGGCCAAGUCUUCGACGGCCUCCGUCGGCAAGUUCCAGAACAAGCUGCCCAAGGAGAAGGAUGCACGUGGUCUGGGCAUAAAGGAACUGAUACCGGGUGGCAAGCGAAAGGCAUCCCACAUUACCAGCAACGAGAGGGAGGCCAAUUUGGAUCUCAUCAAGAGUGUGCUGCACAAGAAGCCCAAGCUGAAUGUGGACAAGGCGAUAUCAAUGCAAAAGGAAGAAGAUCGCUUGGCGCGCGAGGCUGAGGGUGGACCUGUCAGAAAGGCCAAGCCAAAGGGCAAGGGCAGUCGCAAGGCGGUGGGCAAGAAGCCCAAGGGCAACCACGGCCAGCGUGCACCUGCCAAAAAGGCCCAGGCUGGGCGCAAACGUCGCUAGAGGAUAAUCAAAGGCCUUAGGACACUUUUAAUAACGCAAAACAGCAUACACUUAUGAAUAAUAAAAGGAUAGACAUAAGACAUACCCUAA
Messenger RNA from Drosophila guanche, 1187 nucleotides. RefSeq names its product ribosome biogenesis regulatory protein homolog. Gene Ontology annotation, biological process: ribosome biogenesis; endonucleolytic cleavage in ITS1 to separate SSU-rRNA from 5.8S rRNA and LSU-rRNA from tricistronic rRNA transcript (SSU-rRNA, 5.8S rRNA, LSU-rRNA); ribosomal large subunit export from nucleus. Gene Ontology annotation, molecular function: protein binding. The record is from RefSeq and is a predicted model, not a curated record. Gene Ontology annotation, cellular component: nucleolus; preribosome, large subunit precursor; nucleus. NCBI's taxonomy places the organism in Eukaryota, Metazoa, Arthropoda, Insecta, Diptera, Drosophilidae. The coding region runs from base 63 to 1097 and encodes 344 amino acids. The transcript has 4 exons.